This is a messenger RNA of Chenopodium quinoa (quinoa), 909 nucleotides long. RefSeq lists its product as uncharacterized. The record is from RefSeq and is a predicted model, not a curated record. NCBI's taxonomy places the organism in Eukaryota, Viridiplantae, Streptophyta, Magnoliopsida, Caryophyllales, Amaranthaceae. The transcript has 2 exons. Bases 1 to 909 code for a protein of 302 amino acids.
AUGAGUUUGCAACAAGCGGAGGAUGAAAGCCUCCGAGACUAUCUGACUCGCUUCAGCAAUGAGUCGUCCAGAAUCACAAGUCUGGAUCAGGGCCUAGCCGUGUUUGCGCUGCGGAAUGACUUACAAGCUGGCAAGUUCCUUGACUUCAUGGUCAUGCAUCCCCCGCAGACUUUGGAGGAAGCUUUGGACGCCUCAGAUAAAUAUAUCGGAGCCGAAGAGUGGAACAAGAAAAAAUCCCAGUCCCAAUCUAGGGCCGGGAAAGCAAAAGGACAGGUGUCCGAAGGCCAAGGGCCGAGGAGAGGGAAGGCGAAAGCCUCAAAAUCGUCCUCGGCACCUGAGCCGAAAAAAGAUAGGACCCCCUAUACAAGAAGCACAACCAAAGACAAGGGGAGGUUCAAGAAACCAAGGCCACUCCCACCGUGGCAUCAACAAAAGGGUAAGGAUCGAUGGUGCGAGUUCCAUGAAUCCAUUGGAUAUCGCACCGAGGACUGCCUUCAGCAGAAAGAUCAGAUCAAGGAUCUAGUUCAGAAGGGCUACUUGAAAAAGUAUCUCGCGGCAGAGAAAAAAGCUGAAAAGGAUCCUCGGCAAGAACUUGAUAUAUCUCGGAAAAAGGACAAAUCACAAGGCAAAGAAACUCUUGAUAUCCUUGUCAUUUCCGGGGGAACUUCUCAGAAUGCAGUGAAACGUCACUUGAGGGGCUUGACCCAUCAAGUGAAUCACGCAGACAUCCGAGCGCCUCAGUCUCCGGUGCCGAACAUUCUGUUCACAGCCGAAGACUGCAAGGGGUUGGUAUAUUCCCAUGAAGACCCGUUAGCAAUUGUGACGGGCAUUGCAAAUCAUAACGUCUGUCAAUCUCUCGUCGACGGUGGUAGUGGGGCGAAUAUCCUCUUUCGAGGAGCAUUCGACUAG